AUGGGCAAUGCCUUCGAGGACACACCCACUAGCCUGGAGGGAUUCCCCACCCAGGCGGAAUUCGAGAACCUUCUGAACGAAUACAUCCUCUCGCUCUCCCCCAAGAAGAGGGACAAAGCCCUCAUCCCUCAAAAACGCUACGACAACAUCCUAGCUGUCCUCCGUGAUCCCAAGUGCACAACCAUUGAAUCCGCUCAAUUUAGGUUUUGGGCCAAGAAGAUGUUCCGCUUGGUGCCUGACGACGACAACGUUGGUGUUGUUUGCCACGAGGGCAAGCCAGUGGCCGUUAGAGAGCAGCUUUACAAUGUAUUGACAUCCUCUCACGGACAAGCACAACAUGGUGGGCGUGAUAAGACAUCAGCCCAAGUUCGCAAAUAUUUCUCCUGGGUCCCCAAGGAACUCAUUGCCCGUUUCGUCCGAAAUUGCCCUAGUUGCACCCUCCGCCGCAGUAGCCCUUUGGAAUACGCUGUAGCAAACAAUGCCCGCCAAGCAAUUGAUGCUACCCCCACAUAUAUCACCUCCUCCGCCAGUUCUUCCCAACGAUCAUCCGUGAGCUCUAUGAGUUCGCCGAUGAGCACGGUUCCUCCCAAUCAUCAAGUAGUGGCCCAGCUGGCCCUGGUGUCUUCUGCGCCCCCCUCAAGCCUCGUCCCUGCCACCGCAAACGCUCAUACCUACUCCUUCUCCUACCCCGAGAUGCCUCUUGACCCCCGCAUGUACGCAACUGGUCCUAGUGACCUAUCCAACUAA
Tuber melanosporum (Perigord truffle) is the source of this 747-nucleotide messenger RNA. RefSeq lists its product as uncharacterized. The coding region runs from base 1 to 747 and encodes 248 amino acids. Lineage: Eukaryota; Fungi; Ascomycota; Pezizomycetes; Pezizales; Tuberaceae. The record is from RefSeq and is a predicted model, not a curated record. The transcript is spliced from 2 exons.